Messenger RNA from Puccinia graminis f. sp. tritici CRL 75-36-700-3, 1631 nucleotides. RefSeq lists its product as uncharacterized. Gene Ontology annotation, biological process: fatty acid elongation, polyunsaturated fatty acid; fatty acid elongation, saturated fatty acid; very long-chain fatty acid biosynthetic process. The transcript has 6 exons. Gene Ontology annotation, cellular component: endoplasmic reticulum membrane. Lineage: Eukaryota; Fungi; Basidiomycota; Pucciniomycetes; Pucciniales; Pucciniaceae. The coding region runs from base 237 to 1280 and encodes 347 amino acids. The record is from RefSeq and is a predicted model, not a curated record. Gene Ontology annotation, molecular function: fatty acid elongase activity.
GAAAUUUGAUAGGUUGAGCUCCUAUGUAGCCCAUCUAGCCAUUUGUUUCCAGUGAGGCGCUUGUUAACUGGCUGGCACUGGAAUGGUUCACCUCCUGGCUGAUAUCUGCUAAUUCGAACAACACCGCUCUUCCCUUAUAAUCUCGAUCACCCCACAAUCAAGAUACCCCUCUCAUUUCUUUCCUACACUUCUUCAAGCCUUUUUAGACUGUGCGUGCGUGCGAAUUUUUUCAAAUAAUGGAGCACAUUCGCUACAACAUCAGUUCGACGGAGGAUCUCUUAUCUUCUUACCAGACCCCCUCGAAAUACUUGACUAGAAUCCUAUCCGAUGUCAUCAAUCACCCUUAUCCGCCGGUGCCGAGCAAACUCCCAAUCAGUCAAAACCUAUUCGAGUUCACUUUGAGACCAGAGCUUCCAUUCACAAUUGUCUGCGUUUAUCUGGCUUUGAUAGCUCUUCUCAACAAAAGGCAAGAUGGAAAGAAUCGGAUGAAGGGCCCUUGGUGGAAAGCUGUCUUGUUGAUGCAUAACAUAAUCUUGGCCGUCUACAGUGGCUGGACGUUCCUGGCCACAGGACCUGCAACGAUCAAUUACUUUCUGAGAGGCUAUCAAACCGCUGGGGUCCCUGGACUUGUCCACAACUUUUGUGAUAGUUCGAUGGUCCUUUGGGACGACGUGAUGGCAAGGUACACUUACAUGUUCUAUCUGAGCAAGUUUUGGGAAAUCCUGGAUACUUUGAUCUUGAUUGGAAAAGGAAAACAAGCAAGCAUAUUGCAAGAAUACCAUCAUGCCGGAGCUAUUCUUACGGUUUGGAGUGGCACUAGAUAUGAAUCGCCUGCGGCUUGGCUCUUCAUUGUUUUCAACAGUCUCGUGCACACCAUCAUGUACACAUAUUACGCACUCUCGGUCGUCCACAUUCCAGUCCCAGGGGUCUUAAAACGCCUGUUGACGAAGAUUCAGAUCACUCAAUUCCUCGUAGGUGGAAGCCUGGGCGCUCUCACUUUGUUACUCCGGCUGCCCAAAGAGCUUGGCGAGAAAUUCGAGUGGCAGCCCGUCUUGGCCAACCAUCCAUUCGCUUCAGAUAGAUUGGGCCCAGGCUUCCAAGAAGACCUCUGUCUUCAUACUCCCGGUCAAAUGGUGACCGUGGUGGGUGGAGUUGGAUAUCUAAUCCCAUUGACCGGCUUAUUCGUAUCGUUUUACCUCCAAGCCUACCAAAGGAAAAUCAAUCAAAAAAACCGACUGGUUGAACCAAUCGAAAAGAAAGCUUCUGCUGAGAAGCACUAGUUCUACAUCUUGAAUAAUAUCCUUCUUUCAGAAGAGUUGCGAGUCAAUGCAGCAACCUUCCAAAACCAAAUCAAACACAUGUUUUUUUACUCUUUGACCCAGCUCGAUGAUUUGUUUGUGUGUGCCCUCUAGAUCUUCAAAUAUUAUAGUCCAAACCUGGCUUCUAAAUAGAUUCAAGUUCAAACUGGAAAAGUACUGGACCUUGAUGGAUAGAGAGUCUGAUUUCAGGCUGUUUUAUGGCCACUAAUAUGUCACUUCAUUGGACACUACCUUAACUUGUUUGAAUUUUACUUGUCGUAGACUGUUGAGAAUGCUGCAAAGAAAGUAUCGAUUAGGAAUGAGACACUCUAG